AUGUCGUCGGUGGACGCUGGUGGCCCUACCGCCGCAGACAGUGAGGCGGCUUGUGCCGCCAUCAUACGUGUGCUCCCGACGGAUCCGUCUGAACUUGCUCGCUUCUUUCAUUCUCAUCCGCACACAGAACAUGUGUUGUCGUGGCUCCUAUUCACCCUUGCGUCACGUGUAUUAGACGCGACGCCCCUUACCGAUGGUACUGGCGCCGAUGUGCUGGAUGUGCUAUUGCGACUCUGUGCACAUGGCGACCGCGCACUAUUGCAGCGUGUAUGUGGUCGCGGUCAUCUUUGGGAUGUGUGCGUGCUGGCGUCGGUCUACGAUGGUGUUGACGUGCGCCCAAUUAUGACAGCGCUUUGGCCUCAUAGUAACUUGGCCAAGUGGACAAUCGACCUGGCAACAUCAUCGAUUCUGCAUGAAAUCGACAACUUCGCCUUCCUACCGUGGGCCCAUGCACUCCGCCACAUGCGCCGCGCCAUCCGUCUUACAUACAGCCUGCUCGCAGUUCUUGGAGGCGGCAGCAGCAGCCGUGGCAGCGAUCGUGUUGCCACGGCCGCUUGCCAUAUCAACGUCGAUUGCGCAUCGUCGCUCGCCAAUCUAGCACAGGCACUUGCCACCGCGUACAAUGAUGUGCUUGCUGCGCGUCGCAUCCCGUCUGACGAGGUGUCCUCUUCUGCGACACCUUGGCCAACGGCAUGGCUUGCAACGAAGGUGGACAUUCUAGCAGCCUCAGAUGCCUGUGUUUUACUGACGCCGAAAGAGUCGUCUGGCUUGGUGCUAGAGCGGCUCGAUACUCUUGCGAAAGAAGUGCCGGAUGCCGUCGCUCUCGUCGAUGCGUCGCUCCUUGCAGAUCUUCAGAGUGCCGCGCCCACAUGUGCGUCUAUCGUUGGAGCAUCGCCGACGCCAUUCCCAGGUGCUGCUUGGGCUGCCGUGCGAUCUGUGCUGAGAGUCCCGCGUGUGAAUCCUGCGCUCGUUGAUGCUGUCGUCGAUGUGCUAUCUUAUAUGGACCGACCGUCCGUCGAGCGUCGCCUACGUCGGCCUCGAUACAAGAACAUGUCAGCGGAGGCGAUCAUCGAGGCGUUUCUUGAUGAUCCAGAUGGACUCCAGGAUAUAGAGGCCGACCAUGAGCCCGACCUGCCGCCGCCGCCCAGCAAGUCGACAUCAUCACACUCUGCGAGCAGUGACGCCCCACUUCCGCCCGAUGUCAAGGCUGCGAUCAUUGCGCGUGCCGAGUCGCAGGAUGCAUUCCAGGAAGAGUGGGAUCUCGAUGCUCCCUCAACCCCAGCACAGCAUGCUGAGCGCAUCCUUCUACAGACUUACCAGAUGGAUGCAUCCGUGUUUGCGCGGACCAAGGCUGCUCGCGCCUCAUCUGCUCGCGCGCACCUUCGCGACGCUCUCGCGCAUCUAGGGUCUUGGGGCGAUGAUCAGAUCGAGGGCUGGGGCGUCAUGUUCGACCGGGAUCCCCGCCGGCAUGAACGGCUCACACGUGUGAAGUCGAUCGUUGCGCCUAACGUCAACGUCGGCACUGAGCGGUCUUGGGCGCCCGAUAAGCUGAAGGGUGGGCGAACUCCCAAGCCAACCUCAGGCCCGUCUGCGUCCCAGCGUGGCGGUCGUGGUGGACGCGGCGGACGAGGCGGGCGCGGGGGCAGUGGCUCUAGCCGUGGUAGCGGACGAGGCGGAAGAGGAGGUCGAUGA
Molecule: messenger RNA, 1692 nt
Organism: Malassezia globosa CBS 7966
Lineage: Eukaryota; Fungi; Basidiomycota; Malasseziomycetes; Malasseziales; Malasseziaceae
Exons: 1
Coding region: 1-1692 (563 amino acids)
Source: RefSeq, a predicted model, not a curated record